AUGUCUUUUCAAGAUGAUAUCAUCAAUGACAUAAACUCUUUGAAAACUGAGAUUGCCCAGCUGCAAGCCCAGUAUAAUAGUACCUCCAGAGAACUAGACGACCUUCGAAAAGGGGUGCCGCAACAAGUUCAACACGAGCACUUUGAAUCCCUGUUAGGUAACUUCAUCAAUGAACCCCCACAGUCCAAAUCGGCAAUCAAACUAAUGAGCAGGAAGAAGGCAUACAAACAAAUUCACCUGGAGAACCUGUAUAGAAUGGUAGGAGUAACCAUGUUUCCGGUCAGUAAUCGUGACGAGCUCUUAGGGAUACGAUUUGACAUAUUUGAUGGAGAGCAGAAAAAGUUCACAGUACCCCACUAUAUUAUCCUACAGAAACAUUCGAAAACCGAACAAUGGAAGAUACACAGAACCACCAUACCAAGAUAUGUUCCACUGCAAUCGAUCGCAAAACAAUGGCUAAACCAAGAUUUAAACAAGUUUGCAAAAUUGGUGAGGAAGCAUCUUGUCCACAUACAGAAUAAAAAAUCUAUUGUAGAAAGGGUGAAUGGUAAACUCCAGGGGAUAGCCACGCUAGAGUGGGAUCUAGACUUCACCAAGAUUCGUCUGCACGUUAAAGAGAAGUUCAGUCUUUUGCUCUUGUGCGACUUGACAAAUGUAGUCAGUGUGGUGGAAUAUCAGGUUAAGCCAGAAUGGGUCCAAGCAGUAGGUGAGCAAGAAUCAGAAGGGAUCAUCAGAAGAAUGAAGACUCUUUUGAAGACCAAAGUGGUUUAUUUGGAAGUGUUGGGUGAACUAUUUGAUCCCGAAAACCAGAAUAAAUCUUAUCGGUCGCUCCUUGAAUAA
Komagataella phaffii GS115 is the source of this 840-nucleotide messenger RNA. Its product is annotated as Protein involved in minichromosome maintenance. NCBI's taxonomy places the organism in Eukaryota, Fungi, Ascomycota, Pichiomycetes, Pichiales, Pichiaceae. The record is from RefSeq and is a predicted model, not a curated record. Gene Ontology annotation, cellular component: kinetochore; Mis6-Sim4 complex. The transcript has a single exon. The coding region runs from base 1 to 840 and encodes 279 amino acids.